UCCUCUGACAGCUGACAGGGCGGAUAUCUAACUGAUAUGAAGGGGGAGUUCAGCGGAACACACUUUUUCUGUGGUUCCUUUGACAGAUCAGCUGUUUUACACUCAGUACAGUCAGACAUGCUGGUUCCUUUGGACAGAUGCUUCCGGUUGGACCGGUAGUUGGACACAGUUGGAUCCGGAGCAUCAUCAUUAGUUACCAUCAGAGCUAACAGGCUAACACAGCCCUGGAAACACAUGAAUGACUGUCAGAGCUAACAGGCUAACACAGCCCUGGAAACACAUGAAUGACUGUCAGAGCUAACAGGCUAACCCAGAGCUAACAGGCUAACACAGCCCUGGAAACACAUGAAUGACUGUCAGAGCUAACAGGCUAACCCAGAGCUAACAGGCUAACACAGCCCUGGAAACACAUGAAUGUCAAAGCUAACCCAGAGCUAACAGGCUAACACAGCCCUGGAAACACAUGAAUGACUGUCAGAGCUAACAGGCUAACCCAGAGCUAACAGGCUAACACAGCCCUGGAAACACAUGAAUGACCGUCAGAGCUAACAGGCUAACACAGAGCUAACACAGCCGUGGACACACCGGUGGAACAGACUGUAAAUUCUAAUAUUUGGGAUGUGCAGAACUGUGUCCGUGUCCUGACAGUCCAACUUCAGCUGGUUCGUGGGUUCGGAGUUUAAACACUGGUCGGAUUAAGUGGAUCACCGUCAUGUCCGGAGAACGGGCUUCUUUACCGGCCAGAGGGAACGGCCUGCUCCGGGGGAGGCAGACCAAGUCCUACGGCAGUUUGGUCCGGUCCCAGCUGUCCCCGGUCCGACACAGGCGGAUAGAACACAUGAUCCAGCCCGGAGAAACACUAGCAGGCCUGGCUCUGAAGUACGGAGUGACGAUGGAGCAAAUAAAAAGGGCAAAUAGACUUUACACAAACGACUCCAUUUUCCUGAAGAAGUCCCUGUCCAUCCCUGUGAUGUCCUGUGAUUUGGACGGCAGCGGUCACCAGGUGGGUUUGGCUGAAGAGGAGUUGGAGGGCGGCGCCGGCUCUGGCUCCGAACAGAACCCAGUGGACUGCAGGGAUGCGCUGUCAGAGCUCACACCGGGGGAUUUUCUGAAAAGACUGGACGGUUUGAUCAGCCAGUCUAAACAUGCUGCAGUCAAAGGAUGUGAAGAGGCAGAGAAAAGGGUUGCUGCUUUCGAAGCGGCGUGCAGCAGCGGCAGCAGGACGUCAGAGUGGCGUCCAAUCAGAAGGUCUCAGAGUGUCAUGUCACCUCCCAGAAUGCAACAGAAGACCAGGCUUUUGGCCACGCCCCUUACCGUCACCAAACUCACCAAAAAACUGAGGGAUGGGGAGGAUGAGAUCUUUGAGCUGUGACAUGAUGAUGUGUCUGAGCAUCACGAGAAGAAAACAGCUGUUCCAGAAGAUCUGUGGACCGGGUUCAUUUCAAACGGAGGAUGUUCUUGAACA
This is a messenger RNA of Sphaeramia orbicularis (orbiculate cardinalfish), 1465 nucleotides long. RefSeq names its product lysM and putative peptidoglycan-binding domain-containing protein 1-like. NCBI's taxonomy places the organism in Eukaryota, Metazoa, Chordata, Actinopteri, Kurtiformes, Apogonidae. The transcript is spliced from 3 exons. The record is from RefSeq and is a predicted model, not a curated record. The coding region runs from base 713 to 1372 and encodes 219 amino acids.